Molecule: messenger RNA, 1371 nt
Organism: Tachysurus fulvidraco (yellow catfish)
Lineage: Eukaryota; Metazoa; Chordata; Actinopteri; Siluriformes; Bagridae
Product: membrane-spanning 4-domains subfamily A member 4A-like
Exons: 7
Coding region: 489-1163 (224 amino acids)
Cellular component (GO): membrane
Source: RefSeq, a predicted model, not a curated record
CGCAGGACUAGACUCAGACUACAGAGACCAUGUCCACCUAAACAAAACAAAAUCUCAACAGCAAGCAGCUAAAUGUAAAGACAGAAUAAGUGUGUAUGCAAUAAAUGCAGAAACUUUGCACAUGCAAUGAAAGUGACAAGCAACUGACCCUCAUUUUAAAUCGUGUCAUUUUCAAGCAUGAGGCUAAAAAAUAGACCUAGAGUUGAAUAGGUUAACAAAAUUAUAGUCAACUAACUGGUUUUAACUUGUAGAAAUGUACAUCCUCGAUUUCAAAUAAAAUAAUAACUAUAUUUUUUUCACACCUAUUAACCACACAGAUUUUGUGCUGAUGGUUUUCAGGCUGGUUCACACCCAGUCGACCUCACACACAUGGUCUAGGAAGUAAGGAAAUAUUCUACAAACUUCUACUCGCUCGCAAGCCAAACGCAGCCAAGCAGCAGAGAACCAGGACCUUCCUUCAUCAGAAAAUCUGUUGACGCCUCGUCAUCAUGACCCCUGUAACGGCUCCUGCUGAUUCCCGACUCUUCCGAUACUCGGCUUUUCUGAAAGGCGAGCCCAAAGCACUGGGGACUGUGCAGAUCAUAAUCGGAAGCUUGACUUUCUUGCUCGGUAUUGUUUUAAUCUCGUUCACUGUCACAUCCAUGGUUGUCAGUGGUAUCACUUUGUGUGGAUCUCUGGUCUUCGUUAGUUGUGGUGCUUUAUCAGUCGCUACAGCCAAAAAGCAUAAUCCAUGCAUGGUGAAAGCCUCCUUGGGAAUGAACGUGUUCAGUGCUGUGGUUGCAGGUAUCUUGAUCAUUGUCCUCUUAUUGUUUAUGCUUUUCUUCUUUGACUCGUGUGCCUACGUCUACUCCUCUCAUAUCUAUUCCACCUACGGAUGUCAGCGGCGCCUUCAAUCAAUGUGGUAUGGAAUCUAUGGAGCGUUGAUGUUUUUCGACGUGCUCGAGCUCAUCAUUUCUAUCUGCACUUCUGCUUUCGCCUGUGAAGCUACCUGCUGCUCCACAACUACACCUAUACAUUCACAGCAGGUGACUAUAGAGCUGACUACAGAGGUGAUUACAGAGGUGAUGUAUACACAACAACAACCGAUCAAUCAACAGUUGAUCCAAAGUCCUGCCUACAACCAAGUUCCACAACAAUCUCCUGUAAUCACCUACAAUGUUUAAAUAAUUAAAAAUGAUGUAGUUCAGGACUUUUCUGAAACUUGCCAUAUUUUUGCAGUCAAAUCCUGCUUCCUGUUUCAUCUUUGUGUCUAAAAAUUACCUAAAAGUUAGUUGUAUAAAAUAAUUUCCUAUAGAAGUAAAAUACAAGAUUCGGGACAGCAGGAGCAGUUUAAAUGUUGUAUAAUGAUUGACUGUAUGAUUAACAAAUAAA